Messenger RNA from Camelina sativa (false flax), 1292 nucleotides. The record is from RefSeq and is a predicted model, not a curated record. Lineage: Eukaryota; Viridiplantae; Streptophyta; Magnoliopsida; Brassicales; Brassicaceae.
CGUCCAGGUCAAAUAUCACGUCUGUCUGUCUUAAAUGAGGGUAAUUUCGUCACUUCACAGAGGUUUCUUCUUCUAUCCAUCCAGUCUUCUUCCUUGCUUGGAACUUUCUUCGUCUUCGAUUCCUUGCUUUCCCCGCCGAUCUCGCUUUGUGUGACCUUUUUUAUUUAGUAGUGACUCUUAGAGAUUUCAGAAGAAAAAAAAAGCUCAACACCACACUGGUUCACAAAAUCAUGGCGGAGAAUGGUGAAGAGAAGUUACUUGCUGUAGCCCGUCACAUAGCCAAAACACUUGGCCAUAACGAAUCCAUGGCCGAUGAUAUCUUACAGAUCUUCUCCAACUUCGACGGCAGGUUUUCCCGCGAAAAGCUCGCCGAAGGUCAAGCUGGAGAAGAUGGAUCCGGAGUCGCUGUACUCGAACGAGCUCUCAAUUCCAUAGACGUUCAGAUCUCUCGCUUCGUUGCCGCGGAUCAACCUAUCUGGGCUGAUCCUUCCGAUUCAGCUGCUUUUCUCGACACGAUCGAUGAGUUAGUUGCUAUCAUCAGAGAGUGGAGUCCCAUGGCUUCUGAGAAACCAAUCGGCGUCUGUCUAGCACGCGCCGACGAUAUGAUGCAGCAAGCUAUGUUCCGCAUCGAAGAAGAGUUCAGGUCGCUUAUGGAGCGAGGAGCUGAGUCUUUCGGACUUAAUCCUCAGGGAGACGCUGGUGCGACGAUGAACCAUCGUUUCGACUCUGAGGAAGAAGAUGACGACGACAGAGAUUUCCACAACGGUGACGAUGUCCAGAUCCCAGUGGCGCAGCCACUCACUGACUACGAUCUUAUCAUCGAUGCUCUCCCCUCGGCGACUAUCAACGAUCUUCACGAGAUGGCUAAGCGUAUGCUUGGCGCUGGUUUUGGUAAGUCGUGCUCUCAUGUUUACAGUGCUUGUAGGAGAGAGUUUUUAGAAGAAAGCAUGUCGAGGUUAGGUUUACAGAAGCUGAGUAUUGAAGAAGUUCAUAAGAUGCCUUGGCAGGAGCUUGAGGAUGAGAUUGAUAGGUGGAUCAAAGCUGCUAACGUCGCUCUUCGGAUCCUUUUUCCUAGUGAACGUAGACUCUGUGACCGUGUCUUCUUUGGUUUCUCCUCUGCUGCUGAUCUCUCGUUUAUGGAGGUAUGUCGUGGCUCUACCAUUCAGCUUCUGAAUUUCGCGGAUGCUAUUGCUAUAGGAAGCAGAUCACCUGAGAGAUUGUUUAAAGUGCUUGACGUGUUCGAGACGAUGAGGGAUUUGAUGCCUGAGUUCGAGUCUGUUAGUGACUCUUAG